Prorocentrum cordatum is the source of this 689-nucleotide messenger RNA. The record is from the annotation of a GenBank genome assembly. Lineage: Eukaryota; Dinophyceae; Prorocentrales; Prorocentraceae.
GCUUCGUACGCUUGUCACCAGGCUUCAGAUGGCCCACGUUCUUUGUGAUAUUGAUCCGCCCCAGUGCGCAGUCCUACUUCAGGCCUUCAGUGAGGUUGGUGGAUUUCUUCGUAACAUUAUGCGUAGCCAAGUGGUGCUCCACCAGAUGCCUGAGAAUGCGCAGGCCUUCCUGAGCUCUGGGCUGCAGGUUCUGGUCGCACCUGGAUUUGAGGACCUCCUGCGCUUGGUUGGGAACGAGGCCACUCGGCUGCGCAAAGAGGACCAGCGUGAAUCCUACCGAGCUUGGAUGCAGUUCCAGCGCACGGCGGACGAGGGACAUCGACUGAUUGCGGUGGUCCACACCUUCCAGCGCAUUUGGGGCAGGGCUCGACGCGGCAUCUCUCGGCAGUGGGAGCAGCAGCAUCGCGCGGACAAUGUGUGGGGCAACAGGUCCCGCUACACCUCUUCGGACAGCGCUUUUAGCCACAACCUGGACUCGGAGGUGGCUGUGCUGAGGGGCCAGUUCAGCGCGACGGUCCUACUGGAUCUCACGAAGGCAUUCGACAUGGUACGGCCGUCGCAACUAUUUCGCGAGGGUUGCUUGCUUGGCUAUCCGCCGAGAAUGCUGUGCAUGUUGCUCAAGAUGUACGCCCCGCCAAGGAGCCUCAAAGGGUACGGCACCUUUUCUGACAUGGUGCAAGUGGACCAAG